AUGGCAAGGAGCAUACUACUCUCUGGCAUUCGCACCACAAUCACAUCACCCAUCCACUUCACUCGAAUCACUUUCCCCAAUCAGCCCAUCCGAAUCAUGUCACGCUACGCAGAUGCCCACAAGAACACGCAAGGUCCCGGCGAUGCCAGGCCGACUGCAUUACAGAUCGUGCAAGACGAAGGCCUCAUCGGCAAGCUGACAGACAAGGUAUUCGUGGUCACUGGUGUCAGCAGCGGCAUUGGUAUAGAGACUCUGAGAGCACUGUAUGCCACAGGUGCUCAUGUCUUUGGAACAGCGCGAGACGUGUCCAAAGGGCAGAAGGUCGUCGAUGAGAUCACCGCCCAUACCCAAGGUGGGAAAAUCACGCUCGUGAAAAUGACACUGGACGAUCUCUCUUCUGUCAAGCAAGGCGCUCAAGACAUUCUCAGCAAGACGGACCGCAUCAAUGUUGUCAUCAACAAUGCCGGAGUCAUGGCCACGCCUGAGGGCAAGACUAAAGAUGGCUUUGAGACGCAAUUUGGUACCAACCACAUUGGCCACUUCUAUCUCUUCCAGCUGCUGAAAGAUACUUUACUGAAAUCCGCCACAUCUGACUUCCCUUCAAGAGUUGUCUCAGUCUCCAGCAUUGGCCAUCGAAGUGGUGAGGUUCGCUUCCACGAUUACAACUACGACGAAGCUGGGUCCUACAACGACUGGCAAGCCUAUGGCCAAGCGAAGACGGCAAACAUCUAUUUCUCCAACGAACUCGAGCGUCGAUACGGAGCCAAGAACCUACACAGCACUUCCCUCCACCCAGGCGGUAUUGUGACUGGCCUCCAAGUACACGUAGCCGAUAUGAUGAAGCAGUAUGAGGGCAACAAGGAAGUCAUGGAUUAUAUGAAAUCUCCAGCGCAAGGAGCUGCCACUUCGGUUUACGCAGCUUUGAGCGAGGAGUGGAAGCACAAGGGUGGUAGGUAUUUGAGCAACUGUGUCGAGCAGAAGCCGUUCGCCUCCGCAGGCGGUGCGCUGGCUACGAAUGAUGAUGGUUAUCAGACUUGGGCGUAUGACGAGGAGAAGGAAAAGAGACUGUGGAAGGAUUCGCUGAAGAUGGUUGGCUUGGAGGAUGAUCAAUAG
This is a messenger RNA of Cercospora beticola, 1113 nucleotides long. Its product is annotated as SDR family oxidoreductase. The record is from RefSeq and is a predicted model, not a curated record. Lineage: Eukaryota; Fungi; Ascomycota; Dothideomycetes; Mycosphaerellales; Mycosphaerellaceae.